Messenger RNA from Trypanosoma theileri, 1839 nucleotides. RefSeq lists its product as uncharacterized. The transcript has a single exon. The record is from RefSeq and is a predicted model, not a curated record. The coding region runs from base 1 to 1839 and encodes 612 amino acids. NCBI's taxonomy places the organism in Eukaryota, Euglenozoa, Kinetoplastea, Trypanosomatida, Trypanosomatidae.
AUGAAGUCGCGCCAGCCGAAGCGGAAUCGCAUCAACAUGCACGACAUCAUCGCCCAGCCGCUCGGGGCCCUCCCCGGCGCCGUCGACGCCAUUCUGCGCCGGCCAGAGGAGUUGGACAAUGUGGAGGUGCAGAGUAUUUUCCAGCAGGCGUCUUUCAUCAUGCUGCGCGCGGAGGAGGGAAUCGCCGUGCGGGAUGCAGAGGCCUUCUGCGCACUCUUUAAACUCUUCUCGGAGGGAUUCGCACGCAGUGAGGCAUCUUUUGAAAAAGGCGUGGAGACAUUCGGAAUGAAUCAGACAUUGCUGCAGACAUUACACGGUAUCUUUCGCGCGGCUGUAGAUCAACGAGCAUUCCCACUGCAAAGCCACGCUAUUGUGGAACUUUUGCAGGUUGUUGGAAGUCUUUGCGAUGGUAACAGCACUAAAGAUGCUUGCGGUCUUCUCUUUAUGGAAGAUCUUGCUACCAUGUUGAAUGAUAUGUAUCUGCGUAACGUGGAAGAGGCAAGGAGUAACUUUCUCACUCAACGUGCCGUAGCAACGGCUCUUAUUAAUUUGGUGAAGGGAUCUAAACAAAAUAAACAACGAAUUCUAUCAUGGAAGUUUUUAGAGGAAUGUUGUGCAUUAAGUGUUGAUGUCUUUUUCCAAUUACAGUGUGUUGAACUUCUUUUUCGUUUGUCAAGACAUAACAAAUCUCUUCUUGCAGAUCUUGGAAACCGUCUUCGUCCUCGUAUUUUGGAUAGUAUCCGUCAUCUUCCGAAUGAUGCUACACUAUUAAAUAAAAUGAUAGAGAUACUUAAGGAUAUUAACGAAGAUCGAAAAGAUGUCCUAUCGUUUCCACUUAAUCGUGUAGAUGUAGCUCAUACUACAAUAAGUGGACCAACCGUCUCAUACUUUAAUUUACAUUACCUUGUCAUACUUGUGACAUCUUCCAAUGCAGAUAAUGUUACUAUUCCGUAUAGAUCAAUUCGUUCGGUUACACUUGGAAAGGAUGGACGUGUUGUUUUUCGCCUUGAUGAAUUUCCAACAAAAAUUGAGGCCUUAAUGAAUCGGGGAACUAAUGAAGAUGUUAUUGUGCUUUUUAUGGAUCCUGAAAAACUCAACAUGUUUAAAGAAUCAAGUAUACGUUCAUGGAUUAUUGCAGCACUAGAAGCAAAGAAGGAACGUAAACGAGUUGCUGCACCAGAGAACGUUCCCCGAGAGGUUCAACUGGCUCAACCAUCAGAGAAUAUAGAAGAAAACGCAAAACCCAAACGACAUAGGUCAGAAUCUAUGCAGUUAACAGGUAGUGAAGCCAAUGUCGUUAAUGCUUUUCAAUAUGUUUUAAAAACCUCAGAUGCAAAAACGGAUGAUCUACUAGAAAAGAUGAAAGAACUUGUUAACUCUAAGAGAGAAACAAAACAGCGGGAAGUGACGGCAAUUCUUAAUGCAUCAUUAAAUGAGAUUCAACAGAUUGUGGAUGAGGGACAAGUGGUCACGGACGCCUCCCGUGAUGCACUCAAGGAAUGUGUGGAGGGGAACAUUCAAAACAUAGAGCAGAGGCUUCAAACUUCAUUGUCAAAGGUUUCAGUGGUGGUAGAUAAAUUAAACCACGCACUACAGGAACUGAAGGGCAGCAAUACAGCCAUUCAUGAACAAAUGGCAUGCAUAGAAAUUACUCUGCAACAAUCUCUAGAAAUAAGCCGUGAGGAGGAAGCAACUGCGUGUAAGGCGCUGAAGGCCGAAGGUGAGGAGAACAUUGGACGGCUUGAAGUGAUGCUGGAUCGUAGUUUAAUGGGACAUUCAAAUCCAAUGAGCGUCAUUUCAGAGUUUCUUCAAGCCAGUUCAAGCAGAAGUGUCUUUUAG